This is a messenger RNA of Rotaria sp. Silwood1, 306 nucleotides long. Lineage: Eukaryota; Metazoa; Rotifera; Eurotatoria; Philodinida; Philodinidae. The record is from the annotation of a GenBank genome assembly.
AUGAAUUUCUCAUCUUUAACAUCGGAUAGUAUUUUAAUUUUAUUGCUUUCUUUACAACGUAUUUGUCGUAAUUUAUCUAAUAUACUUAAUACAUUGGAAGUCGAUGUUAAUUCAUUUCGACGUUUAUUAAUAGAAGUUUCAUCAUCAAUUCCUGAAUCAUUAUCUUCAUCGAAUAUUGAAGACGAAACAGAAGAAGAAAAUAAUUAUUAUUAUUAUUAUGAAUUCGAACAAAAAAAAGAAGAUUUUUAUGAAGAAUUAUUUGAUGAACAACUUGAACCAAAACCAUUACGUAUUACAACACUUUAA